Molecule: messenger RNA, 1149 nt
Organism: Salvia splendens (bonfire salvia)
Lineage: Eukaryota; Viridiplantae; Streptophyta; Magnoliopsida; Lamiales; Lamiaceae
Product: fasciclin-like arabinogalactan protein 1
Exons: 1
Coding region: 1-1149 (382 amino acids)
Cellular component (GO): plasma membrane
Source: RefSeq, a predicted model, not a curated record
AUGGAGCUCCACCACGCCGCCGCUACUCUCAUAACUCUCUCCCUUUUCCUACUCCCUUCCACCACCACUGCCCACAACAUCACCGCCAUCCUCGCCAAAUACCCCGACUUCUCCACAUUCAACAACUAUCUAACCGCCACGCUCCUUUCGCCGGAGAUCUACCGCCGCGACACAAUCACCGUCUGCGCCAUCGACAACGCCGCCAUGGACCGCUUCCUCUCCAACGACCUCACUCUCGGCGCCAUCAAGAACGUCCUCUCCCUUCACAUCCUCCUCGACUACUUCGACGCCGAGAAGCUCCUCCUCCUCCCCAACGGCACCGCCCAAUCCCCCACCCUGUCCCCGCCCCCCGCCUCCGUCCAGAUCACCAACCUCAACGGCGGAAACGUCGGCUUCUCCCCAAAAGCUGCCCCCGUCGCCGCCACAUUCGUUAAAUCCGUCGAGUCCGUGCCGUACAACUUAUCCGUUAUACAGAUCUCCGCCGCCUUGCUUAUCUCGGCCGCCGCCCCGGCCCCGGCCCCUGCUCCGAGUGAGGCCAAUCCCACGGCCGCCAUGUCGGCCCACGGCUGCAGCGUGUUUGCCGCCUUGCUGGUCUCCAGCGCGGAGGCGGAGCGGGCUUUCGAGGCCAACAAUGUGACUGGAUUAACCGUGUUCUGCCCAGUCGACGACGCCAUGAUCAGCUUCAUCCCGAUAUUCGAGAACCUGACGGACGACGGGAAGCAGGCGCUGCUUGAGUAUCACGGGAUGGGGUUCUACGCGUCGCUCUCCGGCCUGCGAUCAACUAACGGAGAGGUGAGCACUUUAGCAACUGAUGGAGCAGCAAAGCAGUUCAGGCUUAACGUGGUGAACGACGGAGAUGACGUCACGAUCAAGACGCCGAUGGUGACGGCGAAGAUCGUCGGUACCGUGUUGGAUAAGGAUCCGCUGGCCAUAUUCCAGUUGGAUAAGGUUUUGAUGCCAUUGGAGGUGUUCAGAUCGCCGGCUCUGGCGCCUUCUCCGGCGGCCGGGGACUAUUCGCUACCGGCGCCAGAUGCUCCGGCGGAAUCUCCGGCCGAUGGUUCCCAUCGGAAACCCAAUGGCGCUGCGGCUAGAUUUAUCAGUAAUGGCGUGAGUUUGAGCCUCGGUUUAGUAUUCAUACUACAGUUUUGA